CAUAGGAAAACCUCAAACGAAUCAAAGCCACACCCUUGUCCAUGUUCCUCCCUCCAUCCACCCGUCCCAACCAAAAACGAUACCCACCUUCAAUUCAAUAGAGACCAAUCACUACCUCCAUUUUUUGGCUUUCAUCAUUUGUUCGUAACUCGAAGAAACAACAAAGGACACAACUAAACUUCAACAUUCAAAUUUCAAACCAUUGGCCAUCCAUGGCCGACGUCGUUUCAAAGAGCCCCACCACCAUCACUCCCACCAACAAGAAGGAAACAUCGAGCCUGUUACUUGGUCGCUUCGAGAUUGGGAAGCUCCUUGGCCAUGGAACCUUUGCGAAGGUUUACUACGCGAGAAACAUUAAAAGCGGGGAAGGUGUUGCCAUCAAGGUGAUUGACAAAGAGAAGAUUCUGAAGGGUGGGUUGGUGGCACACAUCAAGCGCGAGAUCUCGAUUCUGCGCCGUGUUCGCCACCCUAAUAUCGUGCAACUCUUCGAGGUAAUGGCUACAAAGACAAAGAUCUAUUUUGUAAUGGAAUACGUUCGUGGGGGUGAGCUUUUCAACAAGGUUGCAAAAGGGAGGCUCAAGGAAGAGGCUGCAAGGAAGUACUUUCAGCAAUUGAUCUCUGCAGUUGGCUUUUGCCACGCUAGAGGGGUGUACCAUAGGGAUCUUAAGCCUGAAAAUUUGUUGCUUGAUGAGAACGGGAAUCUAAAGGUCUCUGAUUUUGGGUUGAGUGCGGUUUCUGAUCAAAUCAGGCAAGAUGGAUUGUUCCAUACGUUUUGUGGAACACCUGCUUAUGUUGCUCCUGAGGUUUUGGCAAGGAAAGGUUAUGAUGGUGCUAAGGUUGAUCUUUGGUCUUGUGGGGUGGUUUUGUUUGUAUUGAUGGCUGGGUAUUUGCCUUUUCAUGAUCAGAAUGUGAUGGCAAUGUAUAAGAAGAUUUACAGGGGUGAGUUCAGGUGUCCACGGUGGUUCUCACCUGAUCUUUCUAGGCUUCUAACUCGGCUUCUCGAUACCAAGCCUGAAACCCGGAUUGCUAUUCCUGAUAUCAUGGAGAACAAGUGGUUCAAAAAAGGGUUCAAACAAAUCAAGUUUUAUGUUGAGGAUGAUAGACUUUGUAGUGUUGAUGAUAACCUUAUGGACAAUGAGGAUGAUACAGCAUCUAUUGCAUCUUUUGUUUCUGAUUACUCACAUGCUCCUUUGCCAAGACCUGCCAGUUUGAAUGCUUUUGACAUUAUAUCAUUCUCUCCUGGCUUUGAUCUUUCUGGUUUGUUUGAGGAGAAAGGGGACGAGGCAAGGUUUGUGACUGCUGCACCGGUUUCUAGGAUCAUAUCAAAAUUGGAGGAGAUUGCUCAGUUGGUAAGUUUUACUGUGAGGAAGAAAGAUUGUAGGGUGAGCUUGGAGGGUACCCGAGAAGGUGUGAAGGGUCCAUUGACUAUAGCUGCUGAGAUAUUUGAAUUGACACCUUCUUUGGUUGUGGUGGAGGUGAAGAAAAAAGGAGGUGACAGAGCGGAGUAUGAGAGAUUUUGCAACAAUGAAUUGAAACCAGGGCUGCAAAAUUUGAUGGCCGAGGAAUCUGCAACUUCUUCAGGCUUGUCUACACCUACUGAGCCUUCUUUACUACGUGUGCUUUCUGAACCCGUGCAUAACAUAGCUUCGGAUAUUGAAACUCAACGCUAUAUACCUACUGAUGAUUGAAGAGUGAGAUAGAGAGGAUAAAAGGUUAAGCCUUUUGCGCUCUUUUGUUUAUAGAUUGUGUAUGGAAAUUGGUUAAAAAUUUUCCCCCAGGAUUGUCCUGAGUCCUGCUUUUAGGUUUGCUUCUUUACUGGAGCAUUAGGUGCCUAUGUAUUUGUCUGUUUAAUUGCUCAUACGAAAAAGGCUAAUUGAAAUAUAGUCAAUGGAGUAUGUAUUUCUACUUUU
Abrus precatorius (Indian licorice) is the source of this 1910-nucleotide messenger RNA. RefSeq names its product CBL-interacting serine/threonine-protein kinase 12-like. Gene Ontology annotation, biological process: signal transduction; protein phosphorylation. The record is from RefSeq and is a predicted model, not a curated record. Gene Ontology annotation, molecular function: protein kinase activity; ATP binding. Lineage: Eukaryota; Viridiplantae; Streptophyta; Magnoliopsida; Fabales; Fabaceae. The transcript is spliced from 2 exons. Bases 213 to 1688 code for a protein of 491 amino acids.